AAUGCAGUUGCUGUUGCUGCUCGAUUGAUAUAUUUUAAAAUAUACAAGAAAGGAACCACUCUCCAUAUCUACCACCGAGACCUGAUCACGCCGGAGCUCGUGCAUGCCCAGUCAGUUGCCUGAUGACUGGUUCUGCUCAAGAAAUCCGAGCAUCUAAAUAUCCAGCCAGCAUUGAGCAUCGGAACCAAAAACACGAUUUAUGUAUUACCUUCCAAGAUUCCAGGAUCCACACAGACAUCGCCCGACUCCUCGUUUCCCCCUGAUUUCGUCCGCGUAAUCCCAGAACCCACUUACUGCAGGGGUUGAUUGGACUACUGGGGUCUGUUCGUUUAAGCGGUCUAGAACAAGAACCGCCUUCCUCAAAUUCACCAGUCCUUCCAUCUCACCUCGCCCUGCUAUUAGCCGAUUGCGAAAAAUUUCAUUCGUUUAUCUGCUUGAAGCACUGCCAGUCUCACGGCUUAUCACUGUGCCCCGCCGUCACACCCUACAGACUGAUCUGAUAAGCAGUCUGCCACAAUGUCGACCUCGAUGGAGGAAGCGCAAUCAUCUUCCAACCAGACCUUUCUGAGUGCCUUGGUGCUCAACUCACUUAUCGCAGCGGCUGAGAUCGUCGGGUUUAUAAUCCUUCGGCGUUACUUCCGCAAAGUCUAUCAGCCGCGUAGCUACCUGCCGAGCCCCACCAAAAGAUCUGAGCCACUCUCAUCCGGAUGGUUAUCAUGGAUCCCCCAGAUCAUCAUGGCCGAUGACGAACAAAUCAUUCACCACAACGGCCUCGACGCUUACUGCUUCCUCCGCUUCCUGAGACUUCUCCUCAAUAUCUUCACACCCAUCUUCGUCCUCUCCUGGACUAUUCUUUUGCCAGUCUAUGCCGCUAAUUCCGGCGGCAUCAAGUCUGGUCUCGAUCGGUUCACGUUUGGAAAUAUCGGCCCCACUGCUCAAAUUCGACUUAUCGCACCCUUGAUCCUCGCUUACGCUUUUACCUUCUACGUGCUCUAUCUUCUUAAAGUAGAGAUCGAAGGCUUCAUCAGCAAGCGACAUGCAUUCCUGACUUCAGAAAGCUAUCGCGCUCGACCGGAGUCUCGGACAGUUCUUCUCACCGGCAUCCCGAAAGACCUCUUGGAUGCCGAUUCUCUUCGUCGAUUUACUGCCCACUUGCCGGGGGGUGCCCGUCGGAUCUGGAUCGUGCGCGACAUUAAGGAUUUGCCCGAGCUGUAUGAGCGUCAGCAGAAUGCAUUCUCGAAGCUUGAAGGAGCCUAUGCCAGUUUGAUCAGUACCGUCCAUAAGGCACACCAGAAAAAUCAGAAAAACUCUAAAGCCGUGCCCGAAGUCAUGGAAGACGGCCAGGAAUGGUCCAAGCAUAUCCCGCGAUCAAAGAGACCAACUCACAAGCUCGGAUUCCUCGGCCUGAUUGGUAAAAAAGUCGAUUCGAUUGAUUGGGCAUCAGACGAAAUCUUGGAAACUUCUAAGGAGCUCAGCGAUCGCCGCUCGCACAUUGAAGACUAUCAACCAAUCAACGCUGCCUUUAUUGAGUUCAACAAUCUCGUGGCGGCCCAUCUGUUCGCACAAUCCUUAGCGCACCACACCCCUCUAAAAAUGCACGGAAAAUGGUUGGACGUAGCCUCAGAAGAUGUGAUCUGGUCCAACCUGAGCAUGGACCCUCUUCAGCAACGCAUCCGAGGACUGAUCUCUUGGGCAAUCACUAUCGCCCUCAUCGUCUUCUGGGCCGUUCCAGUGGCCUUCGUCGGCAUGAUUUCGAACGUCAGCAGUCUAUGUUCUAAGGUGUUUUUCAUGGCCUGGCUGUGCAAACUCCCACCCCCAGUCCCUGGAAUCAUUCAAGGUAUCCUCCCACCCGUCUUGCUCGCAGUGCUGUUCAUCCUCCUGCCAAUAUUCCUUCGUCUACUGGCCAAGUUUCAGGGCAUUCCUCUCAACUCUCGCGUCGAACUUAGCCUCAUGAGCCGUUACUUCAGUUUCCUAGUCAUACAUGGUUUCUUGAUUGUCACCCUGUCCUCCGGAUUGGUCGCCGCGAUUCCUCCGAUCAUACAACAACCUACCAUGGCGCCCACGAUCCUUGCCCAACAACUGCCCAAAGCAUCCAACUUCUUCCUCACCUAUUUUGUUACCACCUGUUUCGCGGGUGCCGCUGGUAGUUUACUUCAGAUCGCCGGGGUGGUGGUCUACAAUCUCAAACUCAAAUUCCUCACUUCAACCCCUCGUUCCGUCUAUGCAACCCGUUGCGGAAUGUCGUCCGUCCAAUGGGGCACGCUGUUCCCAAACAUAACCUUACUGGCCGUCAUAGCCAUUAGUUAUUCUAUCGUCAGUCCGAUCCUUAAUGGAUUCGCACUCGUUGGGUUUGCAUUGUUUUGGUUUGUGUACAAAUAUUUGUUUAUCUUUGUCAUGGAUCUUACCAGCUCAAGCGAAACUGGAGGAAAGUUCUUUCCUUUGGCAAUUAAACAGGUGUUUGUUGGACUAUAUAUUGGCGAAAUUUUCCUGGCGGCAUUGUUCUUUCUGGCCCAAGACGCAUCAAGCAGUCAAUCAGGAGUCAUACAUGGAGCGUUGAUGAUAGUCCUCAUUGUGAUCACGGUGUUGUUCCAAAGCAUGAUCCGAAAAGACUAUUUCCCAUUGAUCGAUUACCUGCCGGUAUCGUUGGCCGGCCCAGCUUCGGGGCCAGAUAAGGAGGAAGAGUCGAUGCAAAAGUCGGAGGAGCCGAUCAUCGAGAAGAAUCUCAAGACGCCCGAAACGGUUGAUGAGAAGGAGCACCAUUUCGACCAUCCUGCGCAAUGGAAAGAUGUCGGUAUCUUGUGGAUCGCCGAUGAUGAAGACCUCAAGAUCGGCCAAAACAGCGUCAGCCAGCUCCAGGCCGCUGGACUCAAAGCUUCCUCCCACGGGGCGAAAUUCGGAAGCCCAGGCAGUCAUGUGAUUGUUACUAGGAGUCCACCGGACGCACCAGAGCCAAUCGAGAUUCCAGCCACCGAUUAACUUCCAACCAAGUUAUCUUAACUUCCAAACAAAACGUUUCUUUUUUUGUUUUCUUUCCUACCAGACUUAUCCUUCAGAGGCUCUCUCAAUAUUGUCUGACUAAAACUUAAUACAUCAUUACGAUCUGCAAGAAUGUCUUCCUAAAUUAUUGACCGAGCCCUUACAAUGGCUAUUAAAUUAUCACCAUUUCUGUCUUCCAUCAUUAUUACUUUUGUAAGUGUCAGAUGGAGCGUUAGUAAGGGGGGGGGGGACAUCAGUGCUCUGUCGUCUUUCUCUUUCCCCUUUAUUUGGCCUCUACUACGCCUCUUUUCCAUGGAUGUUUUCACACACAACUGUUUCCUUCAUGUUCUGAAAUGACGAUCUACCUAUUUCCUUCAUUUUCUGGAAUCACGACAUGCACAAUGCUCAUGAUUCAUCAGUUGAAAUGGGUGCUGCAGAUACUUGGUAGUACUGUUAUCCAUUUCAAGUCUUAUUUGGGACUUCCUACAGUACUGUGCUGUAAGUUAAACUCAUGCAAGAUCAAUGCUUACAUGUGAAAUCAGACCAGUUUCCAAUCCUUCAACUUGGCUCAAGAAGCUUAUUGGGUUCACAAUAUCAAUCAGUGGUUUACCACCUUCCUAGAUUCAGGCUGGAAGCUUGCAGAAAAAC
Molecule: messenger RNA, 3624 nt
Organism: Puccinia graminis f. sp. tritici CRL 75-36-700-3
Lineage: Eukaryota; Fungi; Basidiomycota; Pucciniomycetes; Pucciniales; Pucciniaceae
Exons: 10
Coding region: 517-2976 (819 amino acids)
Cellular component (GO): plasma membrane
Molecular function (GO): calcium-activated cation channel activity
Source: RefSeq, a predicted model, not a curated record